AUGCUUAACAUCUACCUAAAGAUUUUCCUUAAAGCACAGAGAAAGGCAUACUCAAAUCAGGGUACAACCAAUCAGAACUCUGUAGGCAAAUCACAGAGAAAGACCAUCAAAACACUUGGUAUCAUUAUGGGGGUAUUUCUAUCAUUCUGGACACCAUUUCAUGUCUCCAACUGCAUUGAUCCCUUUAUUAGUUACUCUACGACACUAGUUGUGUUUGUAACAUUUAUAUGGAUUGGCUAUUUGAAUUCAACUAUUAAUCCCAUGGUGUAUGCAUUCAUUCACAGUUGGUUCAGUAGGGCGUUCAGAAUGAUAAUUUCUGGUGAAAUAUUUCAAACUGAUUCUUCAAUAAUACAAAUGUUUUUGCUAAAACCAGUACUGCCAAAGAAGUGUGAAAAAUGUGCCUUGCUCCUAGUCCUUUUUUAAAUCACAUCAGAGAUGUGUAUAGGAUUCAAAAGCAAUUACAAUCCAGUUGUCACCAAAACCUUUUUUAUUAUAUUAAUAACAUCAUUGUAUUUGAACAUGGGGGAGACUGCAGUAGACCUAUCCACAGCAAAUCCAGUAAUGUCCACUCGUGAAAGUUACUGUGUUCUCUUUACUCCCAUAAGUUACCGACCGGCUUGAAAUUGUGUUUUUUACAUCGGAUAAAAGUAGAGACAGAGCUAGAAAAUGGGAUAUCAUACACUACAGUUGAGGAACAAUGGGAAAGUAAUUCUGCUUUGAAAGUUGAUAAACUUGUAACCUCACUUUUGUGAAAAUGGUACACCUACUGGAGAGCUCUUCUUUGUCUACACCCAUUCAACAUUUUUCACACCCUCUAAAGCCUUAGCCCCACCCAUCUCUUUAAGGAUUAACAUGUGAGGCCAUGUACUAAACAACCAAAGCUUUCAAGACUAAAGGCUGGUUUAUACUACGGGUGUGUUUGUAAAUUUAAUCUGGAGUGCCACAGUGUGCUCAGAGCGCACUCUGGGCGUUCGUAAACUCAGAGCGUUGUCAGAUUGUCCGUUUGUAAAUUCAGAGCGUUUUGCUCUCGGAGCGUUCAGAGCGCAUACUGGAGCUCUGGCCGAGGAGUAGGGUUGAUCCGAGUGUUCUGACCUAACAACAGCAGUCAAGUACCCAAGCUAACUGGCUAACGUUGGCUAGCUUGCUAGCUACUUCCAGAACAGCUCACAAUUUUACUCACCCUAGUAGAGCUGGUUGGGCUGUUUUUAUGUUAUCAAGGGCGUUGGUGACUGCAACUGUGCUGCUGGCAACAAUUUAAUUACUAAUUUUUGCCAACGUUUACUGACACCGGCCAUAUUCAACGGGUGUUAAGUGUUCAUAAAUUCGUCAGUUAUUCUGCGCUCUGGCACACUCAGACAAGAGUGCUCUGAAAUUGGAGUAGAUAGCCAAAGCGAAUUUACCAACUACGUCCAUCGACAGUUGACAUCAUGAAUAUUAUAUUUAAAUGGUUACUUGUAUAGUGGAGUCUUUUGUUUAGACAUGUAUGUCACGCCCUGGCUCUGAGGACUCUUAAAUGUUGAGCCAGGGUGUGUCGUUUCUAUGUUGUGUUUUCUAUGUUUAGUUUCUAGAUCGUUUAGAUCUAUGUUGGCCAGGGUGGUUCCCAAUCGGAGGCAGCUGUAGCUCGUUGUCUCUGAUUGGGGACUAUACUUAGGUAGCCUGUUGGCACUAGUGGGUUGUGGGAUCUUGUUCCGUGUAAGGUAUGUUGUUUGUAUGCUACCUUGGACUUCACGUUUCGUUUGUUGUUUUGUCGUGUGUUUAGCCGUAAAUAAAUAUGAAUGUACAUCACGCUGCGCCUUGGUCCUUCUCGUCCGUAAACGAUCGUGACAAUGUAGCUAGCUAGCUAGCUAAACAAUGAACCAUAAUCCCAACUCAAAACAUUACUACCCUGCAUGAAUUUGCAGGUAGCUAACCAACCAGGUUCAAUAUUAGCUAGCUAACAUUAGGCUAUAACUGGCAAUGCAAAUGGCUCUGCGAUACGAAUAAUAUAACUACACAGCAAGCCAGCCAGCUAACGUUAGCUAGCUAGCUAACAGUACACUUUAACUUGAAAUUAAAAUGACUUUCUGACAAAAUUAGAAACGUGUAAUAUCUGAAAAUGUAGCUAGCUAGACUAUCUUACCCGUAUACAUGGAUGGACGCUUCUCCCUCUCUAUCACGGAUGCCAUGGUUGCCCUUAGUUUGAAGAUGUAAUCCAAAAAUAGGUGUUUUAUACAACAGCCUUCUGUGUGUUCUCUUUUCGACUCCGUCUGCAUAUUUGCAAUGAAACGCCAACAUUUUCUCCAUCUCCUUAGCUAUCAUACUCUAAUUCCAAUGAUUUCAAAACUCAGUCCUCCAGAAAAUGGAGAGCAACACUUAUGCAAUUCUACUACAUGAUAUCUUUCAAAAAAGCCAGCGGCGUAACAAAGGAUUACCAACACAUACUGACCAGCUCAUGUUAUAGACAGAAGCGUUCUACAUGGCAGACCAAUCCGAACUCAUCUCUCAGCAUGUCCAGCCCACUCAUUAUCUCAGCCAAUCAUGGCUAGCGGGAAGGUUGCUGUCUUUUUCUGUGGCUAAAUCAACUAGGCUUGUAAUUUAACGAUUUUAUUCAUAUUUACAGAUGGCAAACAAGUUUGUUAUUAAGGCACAUGAAAGUGCACAUGUUCCAGAAGGCAUUUCUGCUAGAAAAAGCUUUUGAUUAAAAAAAAAAGUUUUAGUUCAAAUGGCAACAUACAGUAUGUCUAGUUUCCUGAAACGAGUCACAUAUCUAGUACAUUUUAUUUUAUUGUUCACAAAAUAUAAACAUACACAGAGAAAAGACAACAGACAGACGCACACAAACAUCAAUGACAUCACACCUGCCCCACAUGCUCCCACCGCAUCCAUCACCACCGCCUCCAAGACUCUAUGCCACAUGGCCUCAAACUGUGCCACUCUGCCCUUCUCUGUCGCCUACGCCCUUUCAAUAUUCAAAUAAUAAUGUAUUUGAUUCUUCCACAGUCCCAAUGAUGGAGGAUCUCUUGAUUUCCAGUUUGUAAGUAAAAGUUUUUCUAAAUGAUUGAUGAGAAAAGUAUGGUCCAACCGAUUGGGUAUCUCACCGCACCCUCAUAUGCCAUGUCUUGAAAUAUGUAGAUAGACUGAAUUAAAAGUACAUUUACAUUGUAAAACUUCUGACAGCCAACUUUCCAACUCCGCCCAUAACUUUUGGACUUUAUAGCACUCCCAAAAGGCAUGAAUUAUUGAGUCCUUGUUAGUUUUACACUUAAGACAUGACUCUGCUGUUGUGCCAUAGAAUUUGUGAAUUUUGUCUCUUGUAUAAUAGAUUCUAUACAUUAGUUUAUACAGGAUUAAACGUACAUUUCUAUUAACUGUAAUUUUAUUAUGUAUGUUCGAACACUCCCUCCAUCUUGUGUCAAUAUCAAUUAUUUUUAUGUCUUGGUUCCAAUAGUUUAUAUUUUUUUUCGAAGAGAUUGACAGUUAGAUAGGCUCUCUGCAAGGUUUAUUAUAUCUUACCUAUCAUAUUCAUAUCCUUUUCUGACUCAAAUAGGAUUCCCUCAACGUUGCUCUGAUGUGAAAAAGAUUUCAUGAUAUAAAACUUUUAAGUUGCAUGUAUUUUAAAAUGUUUACAUUGGUCAGUCCAAAAUGGCUUUUAAUUCUGUCAUGGAAAUAAUAGUAAUACAAAUGAUAAUUGUACCAAGUCAUUUACGGUUUCCAUGCCUUUAGUUUUCCUUGUGGGCCAAUUUAUCGGUGAAUUCGAAAAAGCUAUGCAAGUAUUUUUCCAAGGGCUGUAUUUUUGGGAGUGAUAUUGGUUCUUGUGGAAUCUGUUUAAUUUUCUUUCAUAUUGUUAUAGUGUUUUUAACUAUGAAGUUGUUAAUGUUCUUACCUUUAUCCUUUGAAAAUAGACACGUGAAAAGAUUCUGAGGAUGUACAGUACAUGCGCAUCUUCAAUAUGUACCCAUUGUUCCUCUUCAGGAUUAUUGAGUUGUCUAAUUCUAAAUUAAUAUAGAUUUUCAUAGGAGCUUUUAAAAUUGUUAUUAAUACCAUUGUUGUUUCUAAUUAAAGCAUUUGUAUCCUUAUCUUUUAAAAUUAUACCUGGUUUGGUAUGUAUUUGUUUUGUGAGGGCUGCAAGGUGUUUACCAGGUUUAUUUGCCAUUAAAUAGUAUGCUUUAUUUGAAUUUAACUUGAAAAAGAUCAUAUUCCUGUUUAAGUUCAGAAAAUGCAUUUUCUUCUUAACCUUGUAAAUAUUUUUGAGGGUCUUUUUCUAAUACAGUAAUUGAUUUGUCUUAAAUGUAAUUAAAUUUUGUGGGUUGGCUUUUCUCUGUCCUCUGUGUCUACAUUUGUAAUGGUAAAGGUCUUUAUUUUUUUGUUUACCUAUUUAAUACAUUUCGGGUCUUGAAGAUGUGCUCUGUUCAUUCUCCAUAUUCUGUCGCUAAGUGUAUUUUCUGUUGGUGUAAUUAAGCAUGAUACAGGAGAAUAAUCCGAUAUCACUAUGUCAUGGAUUUCUUUAACCCAGUAUAUAUUUUUGGAAAUAAAAAUGUAGUCAAUUCUUGAAUAGCUUUUCCUUUUUUGAGGGAAAAAAAGGAGUAGUCUUUUGUAGUUGGGAAUAGUAAUCGCCAGGUGUCCUGUAAAUUAUUUUGUAGAAAAUACAGUUUUCAGCCCCUUUGGAGGCAUUUAUUUCUACACCUCAAAACUUUCACCUAGGACAGACUUUGAGUAUAAUAAUACUAUUUUCACCACAGUAAUCUCUGUAUAUAUUUGUUAACUUUGUGUUUGUGUGAAUUAGUCAGUCUGUUUUCAGACAGAGGGCAGCUGAUAUUUGGCUCAAAGCCCUGUAAGGUCAUUAAAGUUGUAUUGAUUAUACAUUCACAGUUGUAUAUGACAUUGAGCCUUAUACAUUGUUACAUUUAAAUGUCAUGUUGUGUUAAACAAAAUAGGCGUGGUGUCUCAACGGUCAGAGUGAAAAACAGAUUAAACUUUAGGCAUUGUGGUGGGUGUUUUCAUCUUUUGCUGGCUGCUUUUCUUUAUUAAUUACACAGUUGAGCCAUACACAAACUUUAGCACACCACCUAUUCUCUUUGAAGUGUUUAUCUGGCUGGGUUACUUUAAUUCUACUGCAAAUCCAAUCAUCAAUGCACUGUUUAUCCGUGGUUUAGAAAAUGUCUUAAUCUCAUUGUCACAUUAA
Coregonus sp. 'balchen' is the source of this 5161-nucleotide messenger RNA. The record is from the annotation of a GenBank genome assembly. Lineage: Eukaryota; Metazoa; Chordata; Actinopteri; Salmoniformes; Salmonidae.